GAAUUUGCGCGCGUCUUUCGAGGCCCAACUUUCCUCUCUGUGCGAGUCACUUUGUCGAACAAAGCCACCGACGGAUCUUUGCUUUCCGUUCCGGCGAAUCUUCGUCGCUCGCGGUCAUCGAAGAUGGCGAGACCUACAAGAGACGCCAUCCGAUCGUAUAUUUCCAUCACCGGCGCCUCGGAGUCACUCGCGAUUCAGAGACUCGAGGAACAUGGCUGCAAUCUCGCUGAAGCUGUCAAUGCCCAUUUCAGGGAAAUGGAAACGAUCAUCACAAAUCCAACUUCAAGUGCUUACUCAGAUUACAAUAUUGCGGAAGAUAGCCGCCAGGUCCAAGUUAGGGACACUAGGCAAGGCACGCUUCCUUCCCUCUUUGCGGCUGCUAGAGCUUUCAGGCCAUCUCUGCUACUGGAUCCCAAUUAUAGAAGGAAUAUCCUCAGGCAGAUUGGCGUCUCUGCUUUUACUGGUAGUCCCCCACCAGCCUCUCAUACCGGAGAGGCAACCGGGUUCCCUGCUUACCCGAUGGGGAGAAAUGAUCAGACCCAUCUUUCUGGACCAGGACAGAUCAGCGAUUAUGCUAGAACGUCAUUUAGCCACGGAUCUCAAAUUGGUGGUGAGACUCACAGAGAUGAUGGUUCUUAUCUGUAUGACAACGAUGCCGAGGAAGAAAUGAUCAAAGCCGCCAUUGAGGCUUCCAAGGAAGAUGUUCGAGAUGUACAUGGAAAUAGGAGAAAUACUUUGAGCAGAGAUUCAUCUAACAUUUUUUCUCAAGAUGAUGUUAUCAAACGGGAAGAUGAGGAUCUUGCUCGUGCAAUUUCGUUGUCCUUGGAGGCGGAAGAGCUGGAGAAUGCGAUGCGAGAGCAAAUAACUGAAAUUCAGCCUCACCAUAUGGAGGAUUUUGAUCCACAUAAAUCUGGCACUAAUGAGAUAAACACACCUAAGCCUGGGAGUUCUUCAGUGCACCACGAUCUUGAAGACAUUAAACAAAAGCAGCCAAUUGUUAAUAGCUCUCACCAUGAACAUCAUCUCCAGCAUGUCGAAUCUGCUCAUGAUCCUGACAAGUGGGGCGGUAUUCCUUCAACGGAGCUACAUGAGGCAAUUAUGAUGGAGAAAGCACUUUUUAAUGGAAUAGCAAAUGAUACUUCGCAUAAACGUUCGCCGGGACAUCACACAGAGGAACGUGAGGGAAUUUCAGCUGUGAAAGAAUCAUUUCUUCCUGUAGAACCGUCGGUAGACAAUGAAGGUGCAAUCACUCUACUUAUUCGGAUGCCAGACAGUAACCGUCAUGGACGUCGCUUUCUUAGAUCAGACAAGGUUAAGUAUCUGUUUGACUUCAUAGAUGCUGGUGGGGCAGUGAAGCCUGGAACAUAUAGAGUGGUUAGACCAUAUCCUCGACGUGCUUUUAAUCUUGAUGAUGGCGCAUCAACUUUCGAGGAACUUGGUCUUACCAAUAAACAGGAAGUGUUGUUCCUGGAACUGAUUUAGCAACGUAACACCAAAGACAUGUUCUGGAAGCCUUAGAAACCGUAUCUUUGAUACUCAUAGUAGUAUAUUAGCUCUCUUCCUCUCUGUCAUUUGAUUUAAGAGAGUUUGAAUUGACUAGAAGGCAAAGCUGUUUGUGAACCUCUUGUUAAUCUCAGUUCAGUUGCUCUUA
This is a messenger RNA of Tarenaya hassleriana, 1651 nucleotides long. RefSeq names its product plant UBX domain-containing protein 9. The transcript has 10 exons. Lineage: Eukaryota; Viridiplantae; Streptophyta; Magnoliopsida; Brassicales; Cleomaceae. Gene Ontology annotation, molecular function: ubiquitin binding. The record is from RefSeq and is a predicted model, not a curated record. The coding region runs from base 124 to 1482 and encodes 452 amino acids.